Trichoderma atroviride IMI 206040 is the source of this 558-nucleotide messenger RNA. The record is from RefSeq and is a predicted model, not a curated record. NCBI's taxonomy places the organism in Eukaryota, Fungi, Ascomycota, Sordariomycetes, Hypocreales, Hypocreaceae.
AUGUUGUUCCUUAACAAUCUUUUACUUUUCACUACUGCAGCUUUGGCUGUUAAUGUCAUCAUAUUCAUUGUCGAUGAUGACCAUGAUUGUCCUGAUGAUGAAACUGUUCUUGUUUGCAAUGACAUUGACCUUGGCAUCUGCUGUACCAACACUGCUUUUACGGACUUUCCCACAUUGCAAGUCGCCGGGCUCAACACUGACCCAACGGCUGGCGAAGUUGCCAUUGCUUUUUCCCAAUCGGGAAACAAUAGAUGCGGCGUUUCUUGCGAUUCUGCCUUUGCAGAAAACAACGCCUGUCUGUCUUGCGUUGUCAACGAUGUCGAUACUAUCAGUGGCGGAGGUUGGAACGUUCUUCCGGCAGCAGAUGAAUCUACGGAGUCACUAUCUGCCUGCAAAAGCUCCGUGGAUCCUGACGAGCUCAAAUACCAAGGCCGCUCGUACAAUAUUUAUCAUGAUGUUCCUGCAAGUGUCAGCGCUCAACUCAUUGAUCUGGUCAAGAAGAACGUCGACGUUGCCGAUUUCCCAGCGCACUUGUCUCAAUAUGAAAAGAAAGUCUAG